This is a messenger RNA of Glycine soja, 489 nucleotides long. RefSeq lists its product as uncharacterized. The coding region runs from base 1 to 489 and encodes 162 amino acids. The record is from RefSeq and is a predicted model, not a curated record. Lineage: Eukaryota; Viridiplantae; Streptophyta; Magnoliopsida; Fabales; Fabaceae. The transcript has a single exon.
AUGCCACUCUAUGCUAAAUUUCUGAAAGACAUGCUAACUAGGAAGAACAAGUACAUCCAUAGUGACAACAUCAUUGUGGAAGGAAACUGCAGUGUCGUAAUUAAAUGCAUCCUUCCACCAAAACAUAAGGAUCCAGGCAGUGUCACUAUUCCUUAUUCUAUAGGUGAAGUUUCUGUUAGCAAGGCUCUUAUUGACUUGGGGGCCAGUAUUAAUUUGAUGCCGCUUUCCAUGUGCCGGAGACUUGGAGAGUUGGAGAUAAUGCCUACUAGGAUGACUUUACAGUUAGCAGAUAGCUCCAUCACCAAACCUUAUGGAGUGAUUGAGGAUGUUCUGGUUCGGGUCAAGCAUCUUAUCUUUCCUGCUGACUUCGUUGUAAUGGACAUUGAGGAAGAUGUAGAUAUUCCCUUAAUUUUGGGACGUCCAUUUAUGUCUACUGCAAGCUAUGUAGUGGGGAAGAAAAAGUUAGAAAUGGGUAUUGAAGACCAAUAG